AUGAAGAAUUAUGCAUCACCCCAGCUAUAUACAAGUGGAAGAGGAAGCAUGCAAGACACUCCAUAUUAUAUGGAGUUGAAACCUAAAAAAAGUAAUUCCAAAAUAGCUAAAACUGAAAGAAUAACCGCCAAAAACCCUAAACAAGACUUAUUGGAAUACUUCAAAAAAGAACGAAAUACUCUCACCUAAGUAACAAAUACAAUUAAGACUUAACUUCAAUAAAAUCGAUCAAUUGACAAUUUAAAUAGUGAGAAGAGUGAGCGACUCAAAACUCUAAAUACUCAAUUUCAUCAAUUUCCUUUGUCUCUUGAUUAAAGGAUUCAUACUGAAGAUGGAAAUAACUUAAAAAGAUAAAUUCUUAAAGGAAAGAAUCUGUCCCUUGCCACAAUUUAGAUGGAAUCAAAGUAGUAGAAGAUAGCUAAUAAAUAAAACAAAGUUAAUCAAACACCUUAAAACACUUACAAGAUGCCAAAAUCUACAGUAAAUCAAUACUUCCAAGAUAUAUAGAUAAAAAGUGCAAAACAAUAUAAAAAUAAUCAUUAUCUGGAUUAUCAGCAAUAUUUCAAUGUAAAGCCAAACAAAAAUUCAUUAUUGCAAGAAUCUUAAACAUUAAAAUAAUCUAUUGAAUAUAUUUUGACUAAAAAUAAGAGUGAUGCUAAAAAGGUUAUCAAGAGAGUUGACUCAACUGAACUGCGUUCAAUCAAUCAAUCUACUCAAUAAAGAAGUGAUUCUAUCAAAAAAAUUAACAGGGCAGAAGAAUCAAAUCAUUAUGAUUAAAGAAAGUAACUAAAAAUUAUUUUAUUUUACAAGAGCUAAAAGUAAUGUAUAUUUGAUAUUAUUAUUUAGAUACAAUUAUUUAUUCGACUAUCAAAACUAAACAACUGAUAAUUUGUAUAAUUUUUUGAUCAAAUAGAUAGCUUGUAUUGAGAAAUCUUUUGUAAAAUAAGGAGGAGGAACAGGAUCAACUGAGGAAGAUUAAAUAUAAUUAGGUAUUUUAUAUAAUAUUAGAAUUAGAAAUCAAUAAAAUAUGUCAAUUUUAUUGUAUAUAAAAGAAUAUACCUUAUGAUUAUUAUCUAAGCCUUCCAAAUUUACCAUUAGGGGUAUUUUAAGGAAUUACAUUAUAAUUAUAACCAUUAUUUUCAUAGACUGCUUCAGGUAAGAGAGUUACAUUGAAAGAUUUCACACUUGUCAAAUGCAUUGGAGUAGGUGGGUUUUCAAGGGUUUAUUUAGUAAGAAAAAGAGAUAAUGGAAAUUUUUAUGCUUUAAAAUUGAUUGAUAAGAAUUUCAUAAUGGAAAAUUAAAAGGAAAUCAUAGUUCAAAAUGAAAGAGACAUAAUGGUAAAAAUGGACAAUUAAUACAUUACUCCUUUACAUUUUGCUUUUGAAACAAAAUAUUAUAUUGCUUUUGUUCUUGAUUAUUGUGCAGGAGGGGAAUUGUUUUAUCAUUUGAGAAAACUUAAAAGAUUAAAUGAGUAAGAUGCUAAAUAUUACUUUGUUGAAAUUUGUAUAGGAAUGGCAUAUCUACAUUCCUAAAAUAUAAUAUAUCGAGAUAUCAAACCAGAGAAUAUUUUAUUGGAUUUACAUGGACAUUUAUUGCUCAGUGAUUUUGGACUUAGUAAACCUAAUAUGUCCUAAGAUGAUUUUGCUUAUUCUUUUUGUGGAUCACCUGAAUAUAUGGCACCAGAGAUGUUACUCAAAACUGGUCACAAUUAUUUAGUUGAUUGUUAUUGUUUAGGGGCAUUGUUAUAUGAAUUAGUUACAGGAUUGCCACCAUUCUAUUCUCAUAAUACUUAAGAAAUCUAUAAUUCAAUCUUGACUGAAUAGGUUCUAUUUCCACCUUAUGUCUAAAUAUCUGAUUAGUUAAAAGACUUGAUUUAUUAAUUAUUAGAAAAGGAACCUUCAUAAAGGAUUGGCUAGACUUAAGGAGUAAUUGAAAUCUUAACUCAUCCAUGGUUUGCUGAAGUUGAUUUUGAAGCAAUAGUAAAUUAAAAAAUCAAGACUCCCUAUAAACCAGAACCUUUGAAAUAUAAUUUUGAUGAAGAAGAGUUUAAUAAAGGAGAUGCUGAAUUUAGAAAAUAAUACAAUAUCAAUUUAUAAAAAGAAUAUGUAAAAUUUAUAUAUUUAUUUAGAAUAAUGAUGAUUUUGGUAAUCUCAUUCUUCAAAAUUUUUAUUUUUCUAGAGAAGAUCUUCCAUAAAAGCCAGAGCACAAAUCAAAAAGAUCAAAUGUUAUCGAUCUCAAGCAUCUUAACUUAGAAGAUUUACCUCAAGAUUUGGAUUCCCCAGAAAGAGUUGGGGUAAUUAAAUCAUUAUAAUAAUAUCUUUUAGGCUUUUAAUACAGAUUUAAGAAGAGUUUAAAAAUAUUAAGGAAAAUCAGAAAUUCAUGAUUUCUUAAAAAAAAAUGAUCAAAAUAAUAAAUCAUCUUCACUCAUUUAAUCUUCUAAAAUAAGUCAUGCCUAUUCUAAAACGAUGCAACAAUAAAAUUCACAUCCUGAUUUAAGAGUAUUCUUUAUAGCUAAUUUAGAAUCUUAAAUUUAUGAUUGAUUAUAGCAAGAUGCAACUUAGCUCUGAAAGAACUGCAACCUUGCCUCAAAAUCAAAGUUCUAAAUUCUAAAAUAACAGGAUAAAAACUGAACAAAUCUCUUAGAUGUUAUAUCCUAAGACAACUACAAAUUAUUAGUUUAAUAAACAAACCAAUCUACAAAAAUUAUUUGGAUCUGAUAAAAGAAAAAAAUGA
Molecule: messenger RNA, 2733 nt
Organism: Paramecium sonneborni
Lineage: Eukaryota; Ciliophora; Oligohymenophorea; Peniculida; Parameciidae
Source: the annotation of a GenBank genome assembly